This is a messenger RNA of Periconia digitata, 2934 nucleotides long. The record is from the annotation of a GenBank genome assembly. Lineage: Eukaryota; Fungi; Ascomycota; Dothideomycetes; Pleosporales; Periconiaceae.
CAGCUGCCGCAUUGGGGGUCGGAACACCGACUCCAACUUGUUUAGAUGUCUGAAGGCUCGGGGGUGGGCACCGUUGCUGGUUGGCUGAUUCUCGGUCCGGAUAUUUACAAGUCGGACGUCGACUUCUUUUCAAGUCAUGUAGAAAUAAGGAUUUGCAUGACGUGGAUUUGAUGAGUUUCUCCGUUGUGAUUUCAAAAAUGUGGGGAUCCUGCCCUGGCUGAUGCGAUAUCUCCGACUUGUCAGCUUGCACUUCUCUACCGCACCGCGAUUGGGGAGUCUUGCAACAGCCUGUGUAUUGAGAUAGGCUUUGGUUUCAAGGACCAUCAUCUUGCUACUGUACGUCAUGACUGAACGGUAUUCUAACAGAGCUGACUGCUGAGCUCUGAGCAACGCAAGCUGCUGUUAUUCCUCUCCAACACUAGUCUAUUGUUCCCGCUGUACCGCAGUCUCAACACCUAAUCAGAACACAACACCUAACCAGAGGUCAACAUAUCUUGGGCAGAUGCAUUUGAUCCUAUCUAGAUGAAUGCAUCCCACUAAUCUACUGUUAUUAAAAGAGAUAUCUAUUUACGAUCUGUGAGAAGACAAUGUAGAUAGAUGGGGUCUUUUGCAAAUUAGCUAUUGCUCAGAACUGAAUACUCGAUGCGCACGCCACGUAUUAGCAUGAUGCAUUGUAGCAUAUCUUCCGCACUUCACCUGACGUCUCUGGGGUGAAACUGCAGGCUCUGGCUGACUCUUCACACGAGGUGAAGUGUCCUAGGCAGCUAGGCUGCACCUGUCCUUCGUUAGCAUUCCCUAAGGCGACGUGACGCUUACUUUCUAGUUUGUAGUUCACUGCGCCUUCACCCAUUCACACAGGGUGACUAGUGAAACGUAGGUCUUGGCUUGAGAGCUUUCCAGAAGCGCGUCUAUAAACAACGCCGUCUCUGAGCCCGACUUUUGAUUUUGCCCGGACAGCAACAAAGCCGUACAGCCAAGGCACUACCCACACACGAUCAAAUAUGUACGUAUACCAAAGCAUCUUGAAGGGAUAGUGACCCUAAUGUAUUGCAGGGAGUUGCAGUUUGAUCCUCCACCUCGCAGGUCAAGGGAUCCAGCUACCUGGGACAAGCUGAGGACCGCGCCUUCGGGCAGCACGGACUUCCCAGGUAACGCCAACCUGACAGUUGUUGAGAUUGUCACGUUUUUCCCGCGAUGGCUCAAGACUUGGGAUGUCAUUGACCGCAUGGCGUCUAACGGGGCUACUUGCUCCCUGCUCGCUUUCAUCAUCAACAAGCACCGUGAUACGGGCACCGAAGGCUUGGUUGGAAACUCGCUGCUCAAGAUGACCCAAAACUCGAUGCGAUCCCGCUUGCCCACCCAGCUCUACGCAGGAUGGACCUUCUCGAACCACACGGUUCCUCCGUACUGGGAUCAUUCGAAAGUCGACGUGACUGGCUUUCGUUCUGUCAAAGAGACGCACACCUACUUCCGGAGGAUCCCCGAGAAGCCGGCCUGGGAGGGCCAGUUCAAGGACCUCGCCACCGCCGUCACGAUGAUGCCCAGCGGUGACGAUGCUCUUGAUCUAACGCGCUGCGUGGAGUACCAUGUGCAGCAUCCAGACGAGGAAUGGAAUUACCCGCAGGACUACGAGGAGUUUGUGGAAUUUCUGGGUGGAAAGGCUACGGUCACCCUGGAGCAUUCUGAUGGAGCGGCUUUUGCGCGCUGGGCUCGCCAGCGACAGCUACAGCAACCACCUACGAGCCAGCUUUCUAGGCCUUCUUCUCGUGUCUCUCGUGAUAAGUCAUCUAAGAAGUCGGAUGAUACGCUCACCGACGUCAUCGACUUGACGGGAAAUAAACCGAUGACCUUUGUCAACUUCUUCGCAAACGAGAAUCCGGAAGUCAAACUCUCUACUCAAGAUGGACAGGACGCUGAAGCCGCCGAUAUUUGUACCCGAAAGGGACAGGGUUCUCAAGCCGUCAAGUUCCGUGUCCCAAAGAGCAAAAAGAAGCUUUCCAAUCGCGUUGCCAAGAUCAACAAGUCACUCGCUCCAGUAAUCAUCGAUGAUCCAGGAUCGGAUACCGACUGGAGCACUACUGAUGACGACAGCGACGAGUGGGAUACAACCGACGAUGAAGAUGAAGAUGACAUUGAGACGCCCUCCCAGCUGCGCAAUUCCAGCUCGUCUCCCACAAUCCACGAGGACUCUUUCGCAACAGAAGCCAAUCAAGACUCUGAUAGCGGCGCCGCGCAGUCCCCAGCCCACAAGAAAUUGAAAACCGGAGGGGACGAAGCUAGCCGCCAUGAGAACGCGCAGCAGGGCAAGAACUGGGUCGCCGUGGACCAUGUCGCGGAGAAAGAGUGUAAGCCUCGCGUCCGAAAGGAACCCCGCCGACCAUUGAGUUGGGUUCCCAUCAAUCUCCUCGACAACUUUGACGAUUCUGACAAUGGUGGCGCUGCGCUUCAGGACUAUCUGGCUUUCAAGGCCCAUGGAGCCGCCGGCUUGUACAUGAGCAAGGGAAAGUAGAUGACAGGUGAGAAAUUGUACACUCUGGAUGUUUUGGGGGUUUACGGCUGACAUUUUCUCCAAGGACACACUAGUUGGUGCAUUGCUCUCAGAUGUGUUCUGUUGAUGCACUGGAGUGAUUUGAGGUCAUUGAGAUUACUGAUUACUGGAAAGGGCUUGACGACUAUUAUGUCAAUACCGUACUCUCUUUUUUUGUUGUGUGUGCAAGAACAAAUGUUUGCUUUCGAACAGACGAACUCGCACAUACACAGCAGCUGUUUCCUUGUCACCAUGAUGCGAACUUUGAAUCUUGUUUGAUAAGCAUCAAUGUUUUUUGUGGUUUCCGAGGAGGCUCAAGAUUCGUUUGGAACAGCGGGUUGGGCUUGGUACGUUGUAUACAGCAUUUGCCUCUCUCCGCUGCAAGAACAAGCGUAUUCAUUUGCGGC